This is a messenger RNA of Oldenlandia corymbosa var. corymbosa, 1319 nucleotides long. NCBI's taxonomy places the organism in Eukaryota, Viridiplantae, Streptophyta, Magnoliopsida, Gentianales, Rubiaceae. The record is from the annotation of a GenBank genome assembly.
AUGGCGGAAUUCCUGAGUUUGGGGAUUCUCAUUGAUAUAGUCGAUGAAGAUUGGAUGAGAGACACCCUUCCCGAAGAUGAUCUUCCAUUACCACCGGUACUCGAAACCCGGACUGAGGACAAUGAGGAACCCAGUAUGCUUCUUUCUCUUUUGAGUACUUUUCUUCAAAAGCUUGCAUUCUGAGUUGUAUGCUCUUAUCUUUAUGAUUUUGAUGUGAAUUUGGAUUUUGAUUUUCUGAUCCCUGACUUAAAGUUAGUCUUAGUACAUGAAGUUUUCUUUUUCUUGAGACUCAUUGCAAUGCUAGACAUGAAUUUUUUUUAUUAUUUUUUUUAUUUUUUGGUUGUGAAUAAACAUUUCUGUUUGGUUUAAUGUUGGACGAAUCUUGGCUGGCUAAAACAUUCUUUGCCAGAAGUAAACUUGUACAGGACAAAAGGUGGAGAACAAUAUAUUAUGCUAUGAAAAUUCUCUUUUCCUUUCUAAAAAGUAGUGUUAAAAAAAGUCGACUGUUUGCGCUAAGUUAGAAUGAAUAUAUGAGCUGUAGUUUGGAUUAGAAUUAGUGAACCAUUUGUUUCUUUUUCUCAUAAUAACGGUUAGAUAUUUUCUUUCUUUUUUUCUUUUUUCCGCAAUUUUGACCGGGAAAAGAUACUUACCGUGUUUAGCUUAGAGUUAUUGUUGAUGUAAAGUACUUAAUAGUCACUGCCUCAAAGUGCUAAUGUUCCGGUUGGAUAUUAACUAGGUUGAAGCUCCAAUGGGUGGAAUGCCACUAAGCUUUUGCUGUACUGUUUGAGAAAAUGGCUGCUUUAAGCCUCAUUGAAAUUCUUAGACUUGCAGUGUUAUGAGAAUUGAAUGGUCUGAUAAAUGCUAGGUAAAUGAAUCCACUGGCCAGAAUCUGAAAUGGUAUUGAGAGUUAGGUUGAUUUAUGUGUCAGUUCUGAAAGCAAUGGCCAUCCUCCACCUCCAUUUUCAGUGUUGUCUAAGCAAUAAUAUGAGUUUUGCCAUUAAGUGCUGUGUUCUCUCUUGUUCUUAUUCUCGGUAGUUUGAACCAUCUUAAAAAUAACCAUACUUUUAGAGGACUUUUGUGUAUAUGUGCGUCCAAAUAUGAUCAUUAGACAAGUGCAGCUGCAUCUUUUGUGGUUAAGCCACCUAUAAGCUUCUAUACUGAUGAAGAGUAUGCAUUAUUGCAAUGUUAUAUGAAAUUCUUGUUACUAAACUCAAACUUGGUUCUUAUUAUCAUCAGAUCAAGAGAACCAGCCAGUUGUUGAUGACGUAUGGCACGACCUUGCAUUGGGAAAUUAGCAAAGCUUCAGAAUGAAGUCCAGG